Messenger RNA from Nicotiana tabacum (common tobacco), 1284 nucleotides. Its product is annotated as protein ZW2. Gene Ontology annotation, biological process: DNA-templated transcription. The record is from RefSeq and is a predicted model, not a curated record. NCBI's taxonomy places the organism in Eukaryota, Viridiplantae, Streptophyta, Magnoliopsida, Solanales, Solanaceae. Gene Ontology annotation, molecular function: sequence-specific DNA binding.
UAACCUUAGUCUUGAAGCAUCCAUAGAAUUCUUUCCCACCAAGCAAAACUCUGACCAAAAGAGAACAAUAAAAAAAAAAUUCAUAAAAAAAAGAGAGGAAAUUUCCAUGAUCAUAGCACCUUCUUUUAAUUUAUAUAUACAUACACAAUCGUUCACUAGUUUCCUCAUCCCUUUCCCUUUAUUCUUCUCUUCUCUACUUCUCUUUCUUUUUGAACUUGCCUUUGUACUGAAGGGAACUAAUCAAAGAUGCCAGCUGGGUCCUUUAGAAGAAGUUAUGAUGAUAAUUUAUUUGGGGGUUUUUUAGAAGGUUGGUUAAUUAGGCAAGAACAAUUUUUAGAUGAACUACUUGUAGCACAGGACACUUUUGAUGAAGAAACACAAGAGGGUGCUAUUAGAGAUCUUAUUUCACGAGUUUUAGCUCAUUAUCAAGAAUACUAUGAAGAAAAAUCAAGAAUGUCUCAUAGAAAUGUUUUUCACGUCUUCUCACCUACUUGGUUUACUCCACUUGAGAGGACUUUCCUUUGGAUUACUGGGUUCAAACCAGGGUUAGCUUUUACCCUGGUUACCGAUUCGGUUAAUGAUUUGAGUGAAAAUCAAGUCCAGAGAAUCAACAGGCUGAGAUACGAGACCAAGGUCGAAGAAAAAUCUCUGACGGAUGAGUUGGCAAAAAUUCAAGAGAGCGUGGCGGCACCACCGUUGAUUGAAAUGGCACGGCGAGUAGGAAUGCAACUUCUACACACUGACGGCAUAAAUAUUGAAAUCACAGAUGGGGAUGAAAACAUAGAGACAUUGAAGUCAGCCAUGGAAAAUGUGGUGACAGAUGCUGAUAGAUUGAGGACAAGAACAGCUGAAAGAGUGGUAGGAUUACUGAGUCCUUUGCAAAGUCUGAGGUUUUUAACAGCUGCAGCUCAGCUUCAGUUAAGGCUGAGGAUGAUGGGAAUGCAAAGAGAAGCUGAGAGGCAGCAGAAUGAAGCUUCAAAUGGCUGGUAGUUAAUCACGGAUUUUAUGAUUUUUAGACACUAAUUAGCUAGCGAGUUUGUUUUCUUUUGAGGCUUCCAAAAUUUUGUGGUAGUUUCUAUAGGAAGCCAAGCUUUUGUAAUAGUUAGUGUGUACUUCAAGAAUCGUUUGGAGUAUAUUUUAUCAGGCAUUUAUCAGGCAUUUCCUACCGUGGAGGGAGGGAACUAGAGUGUCGAGAGCGGGUUUGGUCGAGCUCAAUAAUUUUGGUUCGAAUUAUGUAUCUAUCUUAAAAAAUUUAUUGAAUAUGUAUAAAUUAUUAAUUUAGAA